Chelmon rostratus (copperband butterflyfish) is the source of this 2468-nucleotide messenger RNA. It is a transcript of the gene gdi2, whose product is annotated as GDP dissociation inhibitor 2. Gene Ontology annotation, cellular component: cytoplasm. Lineage: Eukaryota; Metazoa; Chordata; Actinopteri; Chaetodontiformes; Chaetodontidae. The transcript has 10 exons. Gene Ontology annotation, biological process: small GTPase-mediated signal transduction; protein transport; vesicle-mediated transport. The record is from RefSeq and is a predicted model, not a curated record. The coding region runs from base 114 to 1457 and encodes 447 amino acids. Gene Ontology annotation, molecular function: Rab GDP-dissociation inhibitor activity.
CGCCCCCCGAGGCGCCUGACGCUGAACCGCAGCCCCUUCACAUUUCCAGCCCCGCGGAUCUCCAUUUUCUUCUUUCCCGAUAUUGAGGAUCGGAGGAGUAAAGAUUUGGAAAAAUGAAUGAAGAAUACGACGUUAUCGUGCUGGGCACAGGGCUUACGGAAUGCAUUCUAUCAGGCAUCAUGUCAGUGAAGGGGAAGAAGGUUCUGCACAUGGACCGCAACACCUACUACGGAGCUGAGAGUGCCUCCAUCACGCCUCUCGAAGACCUCUACAAGCGCUUCAACCUUCCUGGCAAACCUCCUGAGUCAAUGGGAAAAACCCGGGAUUGGAAUGUGGACCUCAUCCCUAAAUUCCUUAUGGCCAACGGUCAGCUGGUGCGCAUGCUGCUGAUCACACAGGUGACCCGCUACCUGGAUUUCAAAGUGAUUGAAGGCAGCUUCGUGUACAAGGGAGGCAAAAUCUAUAAAGUCCCCUCUACUGAGACUGAGGCUCUGGCAUCUAGUUUGAUGGGCUUGUUUGAGAAACGACGCUUCAAAAAGUUCCUGAGCUUCAUCGCCAACUUCGACGAGAAGGACCCCAAAACCAUGGAGGAUGUCGACCCCAACAAGACCACCAUGAGGGACGUUUUCAAAAAGUUUAGCCUGAGCCAGGAUGUCUUGGAAUUCACCGGCCACUCCCUCGCCCUCUACCGCACAGACGAUUACCUGGAUCAGCCUUGCAUUGAAACGAUAAACAGGAUAAAGCUUUACAGUGAGUCUCUGGCCAGAUAUGGCAAAAGCCCGUACCUCUAUCCACUGUACGGCCUGGGAGAGCUGCCACAAGGAUUUGCCAGGCUGAGUGCCAUCUAUGGUGGGACGUAUAUGUUGGACAAGCCCAUAGAGGAGAUCGUGAUGGAGAAUGGGAAGGUGGUGGGCGUGAAGUCUAAGGGAGAGAUUGCCAGGUGCAAGCAACUGAUCUGUGACCCCAGCUACGCCAUGGAUCGUGCCACCAAAGUGGGCCAGGUGGUCCGAGCCAUCUGCAUCUUGAGUCACCCCAUCAGCAACACCGGCGAUGUCAACUCCUGCCAGAUCAUCAUCCCCCAGUAUCAGGUCAACAGGAAGCACGACAUCUACGUUUGUUUGAUCUCCUUUGCUCACAACGUGGCAGCAAAGGGUAAAUAUAUCGCCAUCGCCAGCACCACGGUGGAGACGAGCGACCCUGAGAAAGAGAUCAAGCCGGCCCUGGACCUGCUGGAGCCCAUCGAUCAGAAGUUUGUCAGCAUUAGUGACCAGUAUGCACCCACUGACAUGGGCGCCGACAGCCAGAUUUUCAUCUCCCGUUCAUAUGACGCCACGACUCACUUUGAGACCACCUGUGACGACAUCAAGGACAUCUACCGGAGGAUGACGGGCUCGGAAUUUGACUUUGCCGAGAUGGAGCGCAAGAAGCAGGACAUCUUCGGCGACGCCGCAGAGUAGAGGCGAAGUGUCCGCAACACUCCUGAUUAUCAAAGACAACGCUGCCGACAACUGAAAUCUUAAAAAUAGAAAACCUACACAAAAAACGUACACACCAGUGGGCUGGCUGAUUUUUUUCCAAGUAUGGUUUGCCCAUUGAGGAAGUUCAUGAUACAUAGAGAGAUAUGAUAUAGUAUUGUUGGAAAGGGUUCAGGGAGGGAGCUGUGCUUUUCAAAUCACAUUCAGAGGGUUGUUGCACUAAAUAAUUGUUAUGCCUGAUACACAGUAAUACCCUACAUUCUUCUGCUUCAUCGUGUUCAGAUGAUGCUUAGUCCAAAGAUGCCAAAUCAAAUGAUUCAUAAUCAAAAGUAUCCAUCAGAGUUGUGUGUUUUGGGAGGGCAAGUCUUUCUGUCAUUUUAAUAAAGGCGUUUGGAAGGUAUAGAAUAUCCAAACAUCAGUUAUUUAGUCUCUGCAGGUGUUUUUUCAUGUCAGGGUGAGAGAGGUGACUUGGAUUUGUGCGUCUGAAAGAAAUCAUGAGUAGCUCAGUGGUCCUCAAGCACUUUUCCGGCCCAGCAAUGGCAGACCGCCAUGCGAGGUGGCACCUCAGCUCAUUAUAUUGUAAGAUUUUGCGAAAAUAAAGUGGUUACCAGGGUGUGUGGGCUUGAUAUUAUUGAGUCCUUUUAACCCCUUUCUUGUCUAACCUCCAGCACAGCCAGACAUACCAUAAACCAAGCCACAAGAGCGCGAGUCCAGCAUAAACCACCUGAACCUGUUUUCAACAGCUUGAUUUACUACAACGCAUCAGAGGAGAUAUAUUAGUUCCUGUAUUAUGCAAAAUGAUGGAUGACCUGAGCAUUAACAGCAGAUAAAUGGAAGUAUGGUUGACUGUAAUUGCUUAAGAAGGACCAAAUGUGUACUGCAGCAGUAUUGAAUUGAUGAGAGCCCUGUGAAAUCCUCUGUUGUGAACAACUUUAAAAAAAACAAACAUCUUGGGCUCAAAUGAUUUCUGUACUGCAAAGUAAAAACAACUUU